UCGGACUGACGUGGUUUCGGUGACGCCCUGGUUGGCUCCCGUGGUCUGGGAGGGAACCUUCAGCGCCAACCUCCUCGACGGCAUCUACAAGAAGAAGAACAUCAGCGUAGCUGCCACGGUGUUCGCUGUGGGGAAGUACAUCAUGUUCCUGAAGGACUUCCUGGAGACAGCAGCUGACGGUGCUGCCGGRGCCGAGCUCCAACCGCUGGCAGGAGAUCACAACUGGUAGGUUGGAGCUGAUCCAGACCCUGAUCGAGGAGCAGCUCAUCAAUAAAGUGGACUAUAUCUUCUGUCUGGACGUGGACUCAAAGUUCCAUGGUCGCUGGGGGACCGAGUCUCUGGGAGAACUGGUCUCUGUGAUCCAUCCUGGUUAUUACAAAGACGACCGCAGCAAAUUCCCGUACGAGCGGCGGCCAUCUUCCCGAGCCUUCAUCGCUGCUGAUGAUGGAGACUUCUACUACUGCGGGGGGGCGUUCGGAGGUCUCGUGCAGGAAGUCCACCAGCUCGCCAGAACCUGCCGCAUCAACUUCGAGGACGAUGCCAAGGAGGGGAUCGAGGCCGCCUGGCAGGAGGAGAGUCACCUGAACAGGUACAUGUGGAUCAACAAGCCCAGCAAGAUCCUCUCACCUGAGUACUUGUGGCAGGACUUCAAGCCCCGAGAACCAGAAGUUAAAAUCAUCAGGUUUUCUGGAGUCAUUAAGAACUACGCUGCAAUCCGACCCAACUGAGCUGUACCUGGACCUGGACCUGGACCUGGACGUGGACCUGGACCUGGACCUGGACCAGCUGGGUGGCACUAGAACAAUCCCAGUCCGAGUUUCCUGUCAGUCUAUUACACUGAUGCACUUUCAGCACCAAGAAGCACUUUCUGUCCCAACCCAGUCCAGUCCCAUCUGGACUCAGAACCUCUGAGUGUGGACAGAUCAGCGACUGGUCUAACCAGGUCCACAUCACAACACAAAGUUCUGGAUCAGUUUUGCUACUGUUGCGGGUUCUGACACAUGGACCGUUCCUGCUGGGUUCAUGUUCUGACCCGUCUCAAGUCUCAGACCUGGAGUACCUGUUGGACCCUGCAGAAACUUUAAUCCUGAUCAUGGUUCAGCUGAAGUCCAGGAAGUCCUGGUUUUAUUCUGGAAUUAGUCAAAACAUUUAAUGAAGUCUGGACCGGCUAGAGAAAGAAGAAGAAARGAUCUUCAGCUGGUUCUGUUUCCCAACUCUGGACUGUGGGACGGUUCUGAACCGGUCUUUGGCGCCACCUUCUGGUCUUUUUAAAAAAAAUCUUUGAAAAGUUGAAAAACUUAAGUUUUGUUUCUGGGAAGGUUUUGUUUUUUGUUCUGAACGUUCUUUUCUUUCUGUGGAACACGGGUUCUCCGGGUCCUGGUAGAACCUGCUAMGUUCUGCUGGUCCAGAGGAACUUUGUAAACAUUGGGUUGUUGUGGUUUUUCCUCURGGGUAAUAAUCCUCUCAGGUGUGUUGAUGUAAGAACUAUUUUUUAAUUUUUUAAUUUUUUUGCUGCUUUUCAUUAAAGUUUUUUGUCGACACCAA
Molecule: messenger RNA, 1545 nt
Organism: Austrofundulus limnaeus
Lineage: Eukaryota; Metazoa; Chordata; Actinopteri; Cyprinodontiformes; Rivulidae
Product: globoside alpha-1,3-N-acetylgalactosaminyltransferase 1
Biological process (GO): carbohydrate metabolic process
Cellular component (GO): Golgi apparatus; membrane; vesicle
Molecular function (GO): hexosyltransferase activity
Source: RefSeq, a predicted model, not a curated record